AUGCGGCUGCACCUGCGGAAUAGGGGUGGGACCAUCGCCAACUGCAGCGAAGAAUUUGUUAACAAGGAUCCUCCCUUGACCUCACAUCAUAGCCACUACGAUCCAUCUAGUGUAUGCGGUAAGCAGUUGUUUGUUGAUGCUGUUCUUCUCUCAGAGUGGCACAUGGGAAUCCUCAAGGCUAUUCGGAUCCAUGGGAAAGGGAACACAGAAGAAGUUUCUCUUAAUAUCCAAGGUGAAAGGGUUUGUGGUAGUGGUCGAUUUUCCAAUGUGUACUCUGCGGAUUUGAUUGAACCAGAGGACAGGAAAGUGGCUAUCAAAAAUUCCUGGGAACCAAAAAAUGUUAUAGCAGCAAAAACACAAGUUUUUCCUGAAAUCGAAGUCUUAUCACAUAUUCCCCCGCAUCCCAAUAUUGUAACACUUUUAUAUCAUUUCACAAGAAGAAUUGACAAACAGGUUAUUCACUGCUUGGUACUAGACUACUUGCCGGACGAUAUUCAAAGAUUGAGAGAUAAAGGGAUUAAAUUUGACGCACUCGAUGCAAAACUGUACUCAUAUCAACUCUUUUCUGCAGUUAGCUUCCUUUUUAGCUGCAAAAUUAUUCACUUGGAUAUUAAACCCUCCAACAUUGUUUUAAACCAUAUGGAAGGUCAUUUGAAACUCGCAGAUUUCGGUAACGCUGUUCACUUCGGUACUGUAGGGUCUUCUUCUUAUCAGGUAACAAGGUACUAUCGUCCACCUGAACUGCUCUUCGGAAGUACGGUGCUUACUCCGGCAAUAGGAAUGUUCAAAGAAGAAAAAGAUGUUUGGUCUGCUGCAUGUGUCACUUAUGAUUUUAUAACUGCAAAGCCACUGUUUAAAGGAAGAAAUUCUGAAGAGCAGGUGAAAAUGAUAGUCGAAGUGUUGGGAUAUCCAAGUACAGAAGAAAUAAAAGCUAUGGCAGCUAGCAGGCCACGUGUGCGCAGAUCAUCUCCCAGAGGACUUGCAAAAUUCAUUGGGGCUGGGUUUGAUGAAAAAGCCCUUUCGCUCUUACAAAAUGUUCUUAUCUACGAUCCGACAAAACGCAAAACAGCCGCGGAAGUACUGGAACUCGAUUACUUUGAUGCAUUAAAAAAGAUUCCUGUUCCAAUGAGAAGCAACAACAAACCAAUUCCACAACUAACGAUGACGAAAUGGCAUGUGCGUUCGCAGGAAGCUGAAGAAGAAAACGAUACCUUAUAA
Molecule: messenger RNA, 1218 nt
Organism: Necator americanus (New World hookworm)
Lineage: Eukaryota; Metazoa; Nematoda; Chromadorea; Rhabditida; Ancylostomatidae
Exons: 15
Coding region: 1-1218 (405 amino acids)
Biological process (GO): negative regulation of canonical Wnt signaling pathway; signal transduction; protein phosphorylation
Cellular component (GO): axon; nucleus; cytoplasm
Molecular function (GO): protein serine/threonine kinase activity; ATP binding
Source: RefSeq, a predicted model, not a curated record